Suillus subaureus is the source of this 657-nucleotide messenger RNA. RefSeq lists its product as uncharacterized. The record is from RefSeq and is a predicted model, not a curated record. The coding region runs from base 1 to 657 and encodes 218 amino acids. The transcript is spliced from 5 exons. Lineage: Eukaryota; Fungi; Basidiomycota; Agaricomycetes; Boletales; Suillaceae.
AUGUCAAUAGCCUACAGCCUGUCUAUGAGCAUAUGGACAACAAUUGAUAUUCGCCACUGCGAUCAUGUCGAUAACAUUCGUGGCGUACCGUUACCCUCCUCAAAGACACUGGAGUUUGAUGGGUGCACCAGCAAGGAGUUGACAAUUCAAACUUCCUGCAAGUGGAUCGGUGGUACAGUGACCGCUGUGAACAGCGAUUAUAUCUGCAUGAAGAAUGUCUUCAUCUUUCUUGGCGUACCUUUGAGUCGCCGUACCAUGCUUUGUUCCCAAUGGCCUCAUAUCACUAUGCUCAAGUUCGUAGCCAAGGGUGAUUGUCAUGAAAAUCCCGCUCAAAAUGCUGAAGGGUAUGAUCAGCAGCGAGAGGAGAAUCUUAUUGAGGACGACGAGGAACUAGAUAAUAUGAGAUUCGAAGGCGUUCGUCCGAUCAUGUACAAGAUCCAAGUAUUCGAUGAUGUUCUAGCACGCACCUUGAGUCUCGAUUCCUCUGAAACUUUCGUUGAUUUUCCGGCUUCUCUAGAAGUUUUAGAAAGGCGAACGGAUACGGUAGUAAGGUCAAAAGUACCUCCUGUACCCUUGAUCACCAUCGGCUUUGCAAGGCCGCUACCGGAAACAGCAAUCGCCGCUGUCAAUAUUGAUAUCAUCCGGAAAACGCGUUAA